CGAACUCGAGCGUGAUGGUUGUCGUCAGUCAAGAAGGAAGAGAACAGCGAACCUCGCAGGGCACAACGGAGUGGUCACGUCACAUGCCCGAGCGCCUACCCGAUCGGGAUAUAUCGCAUCACGUGGGCGCUGGUACCGGAUGCGGCUAGUCGCUGCGCUGUGGGCGACUCUGCGGCGCCGUAUGUUUUUGUUGAUUUCCUGCUUCAAAGAGAAACAAAACCGUCCGCAAAGUGGCGCAUCGCAACAGCCUCGUUGAGUCCCGACGCAACGCGCCCUCCCCCCUCGAGAUGAAAAGCUGUUCUCCCCACCACUAAACCCUCCUUUUCUCGAAUUCCAGAAAUCGCAUUCGUCAGACCGCCGAGAAAGGGAUAAAGACAGUGUUGAAUCAACCCUUGCUGCCAGGGGAAAUCGUCCACAAUGCCCCGCGUCGCAAACCCCAGGCAUCGCCGUUCCGGUGGUGGUGCUUCCACCCCCCACAAAAACUCGCCUUUGAAAAUCCCCCUCAAUGAUGACUUGGGUGAGAAGGCGGCCCGCAUGGAGGCCCGUCAAGCGCGCCAUGAUCGACAAAUGGACCAGAUCAAAGCCGCAGUGAAGACACCUAUGCCUCCCCGCAGAUAUACGAGUUAUGAGCGCGCAUCCAGCAUGAGUCCGGUCACACCCCGAGGGUCAGGUCACCGAGGUCGAGAGAGCGAUGUAGAUGGCCGAAGAGCCGUGACCCCGAUGAAGCGGGUCCCCAUUCUGGCCAACUUUGAGGAAUGGAUGAAAAUGGCAACCGACAACAAAAUCAAUGCGAACAAUUCGUGGAACUUUGCUCUCAUCGAUUACUUCCAUGACAUGUCCCUGCUGAAGGAAGGCGAUGGCGUGAAUUUUCAAAAGGCCAGCUGCACCUUGGACGGCUGUGUGAAAAUUUAUACGAGCAGAGUUGAUAGUGUUGCUACGGAGACUGGGAAGCUCCUCAGUGGAUUGGCCGAUAGUCGCGAUAGAAAAGCCCGCGAAGCCGGUGCAGAUGGGGAGGAGGUCGAUGAUGAAGAUGAAGAAGGCGAGGAAGGAGCGACAAGAAAGAGUCGACGGAAGCAACGCUCCCAUGAGGCGACAUUGGCACCGUCUUUUGCUGCCCUCCAACUCAAAAAGUUCGAACUUGAGUUCUCGGUCGACCCAUUGUUCAAGAAGGCUUCCGCAGAUUUCGACGAAGGUGGCGCCAAAGGAUUGCUUCUUAACCAUUUGGCGAUCGAUGGCCAAGGACGGAUAGUGUUUGAUAGCAGCGAUGAUGCUGCCGAAGAAAGCUCAAAGGAAGCAGAGAGUACACGUCAGAAUUCAGAAGAGCCUGAACGACCAGACUCGCCUUCCCCUUCAAGGGAAUCUCCCGGUGAGGUGUUUGAGGAUAGUAUGGAUAUCGAUAUCACCCCGCUGGCCAACCAAUUCUUCCCCGAUCUAGAGCGACUUGAGGGGCAGGACAUUUGCCCGUCGUUGAAGAACUUUGAUCUUGGAGAUCCGAGCGGAUCGAUAGAUAUCCCUUUUCUUAAGGCACCCGAAGACUGGCGAAAUGAGAAGGGUAACGAGCAAGGUCGCAACUUGAACGAUGCAUCUGGAAUCAUGCUUGAUGAUGACAAUGCUGUAGGGUUCGACGAUGAUGAUGAUGCCACUUUGGCUGGAUUUGACCUCACUGGGGACGCCGGCUUCGGCGAUGGUGGAGAAGUAUGGGCUCGUGAGGCCGCACUCGAACCAAUGCUCAAAGUUCAUCGGGUAGACCGGGAUGGCGAUGAGAACCAGGACGGCGAAGAAAUUGACAACGAUGACGCAUAUGCCAUAUCUCUUACUCACCAGCCCGACAAUCGAGAUCACGAGAAUAUCCUCAGUUAUUUUGACAAUGCCCUGCAGAAGAACUGGGCAGGGCCAGAGCACUGGAAAAUCCGGAAAAUCAAGGAGCAUGCGGCCGCCAACACUGCGAAUAUGGCACCAAAGCAGCGCAAAGAGAAGGAGCCCUUCGAAAUCGACUUUGGUGCGCCUCUGGAUCCGUCCAUGGCCGAGCUGAUUUACACUCCCGCUAGCUCCAACUCCACCAUCUCCUUGCCCAAAACGCAAUGGAAAACCAAAGGUCGCAACCUACUUCCUGAUGACAAACAUUUCAAUUCACGGCAAUUACUCCGCCUGUUCCUGAAGCCAAAAGCCAGGAUGGGCUCCAAGCGCUUGGCGGGGUCUCGACAGUUCAAUCAUCGACGCCCAGAUCAAACAUCGGGCAGUGGAGACAUGGACGAGGCGUUCUGGGCGAACCAUAAAUCUGAAGCGGACGCAGAGCCUGGUGAAGAAGGCGCCCCCGGAGCAUAUGAUGCCAACUUUUUUGCAGACGAUGACGGUCUUGCAUUCCCGAACGGCAUCGAUUUGGGUGACGAUGACGACGACAAUCUCCCGUUUGCCGACGCCAGAGAGAUGCUAUCUCCACCCGCCGAUGGGACUGCAGGGUCUUCGGCUGGAGAAGCAGGCGGUGCUUCCGGCCUGGCGGCGCUUCUCAACAUGGUCGGAUCAACGCCUGGUUCGGGCCUACAGAACGGUGCUGGCGGAUUUGGGUCACAACUUGUAACGCAAGGUGGUCGAAGAGCGCGACCCGAUUAUGUAGCCUAUGCACGGGUUGCAAAGAAGGUCGAUGUGCGGCGCCUCAAACUGGAGAUGUGGAAGGGCAUGGGCGACCGAUUGAUCGCCGCCACGCACUUCGACACUCCCCAAGAAAGCACUGCCAACAGCCCUCCGGAGACCUCUCAACCCGACGGAACGCCAACACCCACGCCACUAGACAACCCCUUGGACCAGGUGGAUGACAACGAGAGUAAUCGACUGCGCUUCACACAUGUCAUGAAUUCUCUGAAGUCGGUCUAUGCUCCAGAUACGCUCCGUGACAUCAGCACCUCAUAUGGGUUUAUUUGUCUGCUUCAUUUAGCCAAUGAACAAGGACUUGUCUUGCAAAAUGACAACCGUCCUGGUGGCGACGGCGAGGCUAAGCUGGAAGAAAUCUUUGUUGUGAAGGAUGCCAACGCGAUCAUCGAGGAAGGGGCUAUAUAACAUAAGACAUCAUGGAUGAAAACAUUGUUUUUCCUGGGUUCAACGGCUAUGUUAUGUUCUAUGAGGUAUGCUGUAUGGGUUGGAGUUUACGCAGGCUUGGAAUUUGUGCCGCGGGUGGAGUUUCUUAGGUCAUUUCUCCUUGAUGAAUGGCGUUUGGUCAGGCCCUUAAACUGGCCCUUUUCGUUGUUUUGUCCUUUUCCCUUCACUUUGGAACAGAGGGUAGUCCUCGGGAGACCCAGUUUCUCAUGUACCUGUUAUAUUUUUUCGGAUCUAGCCCUACAGCUCCAAGGGUCGUACAUAAAUUACGUGCAAUUUCUGUG
This is a messenger RNA of Aspergillus steynii IBT 23096, 3374 nucleotides long. RefSeq names its product condensin subunit BRN1. The record is from RefSeq and is a predicted model, not a curated record. NCBI's taxonomy places the organism in Eukaryota, Fungi, Ascomycota, Eurotiomycetes, Eurotiales, Aspergillaceae. Gene Ontology annotation, biological process: mitotic chromosome condensation. Gene Ontology annotation, cellular component: condensin complex. The transcript is spliced from 3 exons. Gene Ontology annotation, molecular function: chromatin binding. The coding region runs from base 418 to 3054 and encodes 878 amino acids.